AUUUCAAAAGAAAAGCAAAAGGCAAUUCAAACAUAAACAUCAGUGGGUUUCCAACUUUAAAUCCACCUAAACCUGCUUUUCCCAUUCUCAAAAACACCAAAGGGUCCCAUCCCAUUCUACCCCUGCAUAAAUCAAAAGCCUCUCUCUUUUCUUUUCAAUUUUUCCAUAUCCCAAAUAUUUAAAGAAACUACAAUUUUCCAAUCUCUAUCUUCUCCCUCAAUACUACUUACUUACUUGUCAAAAGAUGCUUCCACUUCCACCUCCACAAUCCUCAGUACCAAUAAUAUCACCACCACCUGAAAAUCAAAAAACAUCAAAUCAAGCAGCAAGAAGCCAAACAAGUACAGCACUAUUACUACCACCAAAUUCUGAGAGCAAAAGAUCAAGAAAGCAACCAGUAUUUAUCCACCACCCUCGGCCUCGCCGGACCAACCCAAUUGUAUGGUUUGGUGCUAUUUUGUGUCUCAUAUUCAGUCUUGUUCUAAUCUUCUUUGGUAUUGCAACUUUGAUUAUAUACCUUUCAAUUAAACCAAGAAGCCCGGUUUUUGACACUCCAAAUGCAAACCUGAACACUAUUUACUUCGACUCACCGGAGUAUUUCAACGGAGACCUUACCUUCCUAGCAAAUUUUUCCAAUCCAAACCAGAAAAUUGAUGUUAGAUUUGAGUAUGCGGAGAUAGAGCUAUACUUCUAUGACAGACUGAUAGGAAUUCAAGCUCUUCAACCUUUCACACAAAGGCGACGAGAAACAAGGCUAGAGUCAGUUCAUAUCAUAUCAAGUUUGGUCUAUCUCCCACAUAAUUUUGCUAUAGAACUUCAAAAGCAGGUACAGAGUAACAAAGUCAUCUAUAACAUUAGAGGAACUUUCAAAGUGAGAGCUAAUCUGGGUUUGCUCCAUUAUUCAUACUGGUUGCAUGGAAGAUGUGAGAUAGAGAUGACAGGUCCACCAACCGGGGUUCUAGUAGCCCGGAGUUGCAAAACAAAAAGAUAAAGAAAGCACAUAUUUUUCACUUUUAUUUUUCCUACUUUGUCUCAAUUGAAAUCUGAAUACAAAAUUUGAAUUCAAAUUGCCUGAUGCUAGCAAAGGUACAGAAUAGUCUCAUUUCAAGUCAUCAAUUUGCUAAUUAUUCUGGCAAUUCGUGAUGAGCCCAGUAAAAUUCCAGUCCAGAACUCAAGAUACCAAUAAAAGAAAAGAAAAGAAAUGAAAAAGAAAGAUGGAGCACUCCAGUCAUGGGACAAGAUAACACCACAAAUCAAGUGAACAGCAGUUGAUUCCUUCAAAAUUUUAAGUUCUAAUUAUCUUUAUCCCAAGCAAUUUGAAAAUUUUAUGAUUCAAAGCACAUGAACCUACAAAUAUGGAAAGGACCAGUUUGAUCCAAAGAAGGAUCAACAAAGAUUCUUAAACUGAUUCCCUAUUAUUGUUUUUGUUUACUUUAUCAUUUGUUAUGUAUUUUACCAUCUUUUCUUUAUAUGAAUAAAUUCAGAAUCUUCAGAA
Messenger RNA from Jatropha curcas, 1495 nucleotides. Its product is annotated as Late embryogenesis abundant (LEA) hydroxyproline-rich glycoprotein family. The record is from RefSeq and is a predicted model, not a curated record. Lineage: Eukaryota; Viridiplantae; Streptophyta; Magnoliopsida; Malpighiales; Euphorbiaceae. Gene Ontology annotation, cellular component: plasma membrane. Gene Ontology annotation, biological process: defense response to other organism.